Messenger RNA from Strongyloides ratti, 3111 nucleotides. Its product is annotated as Cadherin domain and Fibronectin, type III domain and Immunoglobulin-like fold domain and Cadherin-like domain-containing protein. The record is from RefSeq and is a predicted model, not a curated record. Bases 1 to 3111 code for a protein of 1036 amino acids. Gene Ontology annotation, molecular function: calcium ion binding; cadherin binding. The transcript is spliced from 4 exons. Lineage: Eukaryota; Metazoa; Nematoda; Chromadorea; Rhabditida; Strongyloididae. Gene Ontology annotation, cellular component: membrane; catenin complex. Gene Ontology annotation, biological process: homophilic cell-cell adhesion.
AUGAAAAGUUAUCAUCAUUCAAUUUUAAAAUACUUUUUUAUUAUUAUUAAAUUUUUAUUAAUAAUCAAUCAUAAUGUCGCAGCUAAUGAUGAUAUUUAUGAAGUACGAAUACAUGAGGAUGCUGAAAUUGGUUCAAAAGGAACAUUAAAUGAGGCAUUAGAAAAUGAAUUACAUAAAAAUAAAAAUUGUUUUGGACAAUUUGAAAUAGAUGAUGUUGAUUGGUUACAUUUUGACUCAACAAGAAUGAUGUUUAUUGUAGAUGGACAAAUACCUAUUGCAAGUUCAAUUCUUCCACAGGGUAUAUUAUUUUUAAUGUGUGCUUCAAAUCAUAUGGUUAAUUUACCAAUAUCUAUUCAUGUUACAAGAAUAAAUAGACAUCAACCAACAUUUUCACAAAAAAAUUAUGAAUUUUAUGUUCCAUUAACAAUGCCUGUUGGAAGUGUUAUUGAACAGAUUAAUGUUGUUGAUCAUGAUCCAAUUAUAUAUAAUUCACAAAUUUCUUUAUCAAUUUUACCAUCAAAAUAUAAAGAAUAUUUUGAUAUUACAAAAAAUGGUACAUUUAUUGUUAAUAAACCAUUAAAUAAUCUUCAAAUACAUAAAUUAUUUACAUUACAAAUUAUUGCUAUGGAUUAUGGAUCACCGCAACUUUUUUCAACAGCUAAAAUAACUAUUAUACCUGUAACUGUAUCACAACCAAUUAAUAUUCGUGUCAAUUAUGCUAAUUCUUUAUAUCAAAUUUUUGAAUGGGAUUUUCCUAUGUAUGGUACACCAACAGAAUUUGAAGUAGAAGUAUCAUAUAAAAAUAUUACAUUACAAAAAAAGAAUGUUUCUGGUACAAGAACAAAAACAUUAUUUAAAUUAAAUUUAGAUAGUAAUAAUGAUUAUAAUUUUCAAGUAAUUGCUAUUGAUAAUCAAGGUGAAUCACGUUCAAGAAUACAUAAAUUUAAAAUACAACCAAAUACUAUAUCUUGUCAAGGUUCAUGUGGUGAAGGUGGUAAACCUAUGUGUUAUUAUAAUGAUUAUAUGAGAUUAGAACAAUAUCAAGAUUCUGAUGGUUUACAUUGUUUAUGUUAUCAUGGUUAUACAUCAAUACAAUGUGAUGUUAAAGAAUCAUGUCCAGAGGAAAUAAUUGAUACACCAUAUGGUAGAAUAGAAUGGUUAAAAACUAUUGUAAAUGAGACAAUUGAUGUAGAAUGUCCUUAUUCAUCAGAUGGUGAUAAAAUAAAACGAAAAUGUCAAUGGGAUAGUAGUAAAAAAAUACCUAAAUGGGAACAGAUAUCAGAUAAUGAUAGUUGUAGAAAACAAUCAUCUGUUUUAAUACAUCUUGGAGUUUUAGCUAAUUAUGCUCAAAAAAAUGGUCAAACAAUAAGUGGUGUUGAGGCUAUUCAACGUUUUUUAAGAUCUAUUCUUAAAUUUCCUGCUUUUGAUUCAACAAAAACAUAUUUUGAUAAUCAAGUAGCUACUCAUGUUGCACAUGUUUUAGAUAUAUUAAUGACACGUAACAGUAGUGAUAUAAAAGGAAAUAUUACAUUAUUAUCAAAUUCUCUUCAAACAUAUAUUAAUCAAUUUACACGUAAAUUACCUAUAUCAUAUAAAGUAACAUCAAAUCAAAAUCGUAUUCAAUUUAAUACAUUUGAAUGGAUAGAUGAUAAAUUAAAUCAUGGAACAAAUGUUGGCAAAGAUUGUUAUCUUAAAAUACCGUCAUCUUAUAAAAAUGAUGUUAUAAGAAGUAUUUGUAUAAAAAAUACAUCAUAUUAUGAUAAAAAUCAUCUAUCAUUACCAAUAUUAAAUGUCUUUUCUGAUCACCACACACAAUUACCAAUAGGACAUUUAGCUGUUGUUGGUAUUAGAAAACCUAAUAAAGAUGUCAAUUAUACAUGUGGUUAUUUUAAUUUAAAGACAAAUGAAUGGUCUAAAAAUGGAUUAUAUAUUGUAAAUCAUUAUUAUCCUGAUGAUGAAUUUAUAUAUUGUGAAACAAGUCAUUUAGGAAUAUUUACACUACUUCCAGAAAAUUAUUUUGAUAACAAAUUUUUUACAAUUACUAAAUUAUUUAAUAUAUUACCAAUUAUUACAAAUGCAACAAUAAUUAUUUGUAGUUUAACACUUUUAUUUAUUGUUUAUUUUCAAAAAAUUAGUGAUCCAGCUUUUACUUUUCUUUUAAUUUUUUUAAUUCUGACUCAUUUAUUACAAAUCGCAAUUAUAUCAAUACCAGAGUAUGAAAGUUUACAAAAAUAUGACAACAUUAUAUAUAUUAUUUUUCAAAUAUGUUUAACAUCAACAGCAAUGUUAGUAGCAUUCAUUAAUAAUACAAUAUAUAUUCAAUGUUCUGACAUAAAUAAAGAUAUAAAUAACAUAAUAUAUGUACCAAUUAGAAUUAUUAUAAUUAUAGUUGCAUCAAUCAUCUUACCAGGAAUAUUAGGAUAUGUUACAUAUGAAACUAAUAUAUAUAUAUUAAAAAAUAUUGUAACAAUUAAUCCACAAUUUAGUCAAUUUCAUUGGAUUUUUGGUGUUACAUGUCUUUUUCCAAUUACAAUAUUAUUAGGAAUUAGUACAGCUUUUGGUGUUUAUUCAAUUUUUCAAAGUUUAUAUGUUAAGGAAAAAGAAGAUUGUAAGAAAGAAUGUAUUUAUUCAAAUAUCAUACUUGCAUCAUUAUGUUCAUUUUGUUAUAUUUUAUGUUUCUAUUUAGAAUUCUUUUUAUUUUUAUUAAGAGGAACCAAUAUAUAUAGUUUAAUAUAUUGUUUCUUUCAAAUUUCUCUUGUAUUAUCAAUAAUUUUUUAUGUAAAAUUUUAUUUUAAAAUCGGAUCAUCAAAGAUAAAAAGUUCAUUACAAUCUGGUACGGUAGAAAAAUCAUAUGCUAUGUCUCAUGAUAGAUUAUUAGGAACUUCCUCAUCUGAACAAUAUUCACCAGAAAUAGAUCAUUCAUCAGACAAUACCAGUCCACCUCCUAUAUCAUAUACAACAACAUAUGGUUAUACAGAUUCUGUAAAUUCUUCAACAUCUCAUAAAAAUAAUGGUACAUAUAGACCUGGUAUUGAUACAAUAGACUUAUAUCCAACCCAAAAUUUAUGGAAUAAUUGCAAAAGAAACAGUCCGUUAGUUAGUUUAGUAUAA